Yarrowia lipolytica CLIB122 is the source of this 1221-nucleotide messenger RNA. RefSeq lists its product as uncharacterized. Gene Ontology annotation, cellular component: cytoplasm; mitochondrion. Gene Ontology annotation, biological process: protein lipoylation. Gene Ontology annotation, molecular function: lipoyltransferase activity. The record is from RefSeq and is a predicted model, not a curated record. NCBI's taxonomy places the organism in Eukaryota, Fungi, Ascomycota, Dipodascomycetes, Dipodascales.
AUGAUCCGACGAAUACAGACAUUAAGAACCAUCAAACGACCUCAAAUAUGUUACACAAACCGACACCAGCAUCGCUACAACUCGACCGUGACCCUAGAGACCAUUGCAUCCCAACCAGGACCUCAGAUCUUCGUUUCGGCCAUUUCUGAUCCAUUUCUGAAUCUCGCGUUGGAGGAAUUUCUGUACGACCACAUGCCUGCACGUGAUCCGAAAUCUGAACCCAAUCCCGAUCCUGACGCUCUUUCCAACAACCGAUUAGUCAUCUACGUCAACUCUCCCUGCGUGGUAAUCGGACGAAAUCAAAAUCCCUGGCGAGAAGCCAACAUUCCUGUGCUCGAGAGUCUUCGGAUUCCAAUGAUCCGGCGGAAAUCCGGCGGUGGAACAGUUGUACACGAUCUGGGAAACGUCAAUUACUGUUUUAUGACGAGUAACGAGGAUUUCUCGCGAGAGAAGCACUCCAAAAUGAUUAUGGAGAGUGUCAAUGCAGUUGGAGAUGCGCCGGGAGGUCCCAAUGUCGAGCUGAAGCUGAAUUCGCGCUUUGAUAUCGUCGAUAUUAGUGACAACAAGGUAUCUGGAUCUGCAUACAAGAUUCAAAGACACAAGGCGUACCACCACGGAACUAUGCUGUUGAACUCGAAACUUGACGUGCUGAAGGCCUUAUUGCAUCGGGGAGAGAACCUGGGCGUCAUCGAGGGCAACGGAACGGCAUCUGUCAAGUCACCGGUCACUAAUAUUGGUAUGGAAAAGAAUCUGUUUAUUGAAACAGUCAUCAAGGGCUUCUCUGGCAUGUAUGGAGUUGAUUUCGAGGACGAAAGCGGGCCUUUUGUGCAACUCAACGUGAUCCAGCAGUCGGACUUACCCGAGAAGGUAUACAACACCGCCGAGGAGAUGAAGACGUACCACUGGGCAUAUGGACAGACUCCCAAGUUUACCCACGUGAUCAAGAAUGAUGAUCUGGACGUGGAAGUCGAGUUUUUCGUGGAAAAAGGAAUUCUGAAGGACGUCAAGGCCGAUUCAGAGCACCUGCAGCAGUUCAAGUACCUUAAGAGUGUGGCGCAAAACGAGGGAGUUCAAUACAUUGGAGGAAAAAUAGCGGCUUUCGUGACAGACGAGAGGCUGGGAGACUGGAUUGCCAAGACAAUUGAUGGAAGUGGAACGGAGAAGGAAGAGAUUGUGCUAGUUGGAAAGAAGGAAAAGUCUCUGAAGGAUAUGCUAGGUUAA